ACCACUUUGAAACCCGCAAGAGUUGUUGUUUCCCUUCUCGCACUGUUUGUUUGGAGCCCUCCUAACAAGUAGCGCUUAAUGAGCCAGCGCACUCGAGGCUUGUCCGGAUUCCCUCGCUGUUUCGUGAAGAUCCGCGCAACUGAGACCCGCGGCAUUUGUCCCUCUUCCAUGUAAUGAGAACUCUCCCACUCUUUUGGGAGAACGUUGUUUUCUCUCUGGAUGCGUCUGAGUUUCUGAUUCAGUUUUUCAUUUGUAGUUUUUUUUUUACGCUCAACCAUGUACGGAUAGCGGACGGCUCGCUCAGGAAUCCGGCUCGAGUGGAUCAUCAAUGACGGGUUUCUGGAGGGGAUUACACUACGCCGUGGCAAUCCGCUAAACGCCCACAUACUGGCACGAUCACGCACCAUCUGCCUCGAACUAAAUAACGCUUCUCCAGAUUGGACUCUAUCAAUGGAUGUACUUAUGACACUGCUUUGAGUUUGGCCGUGUCAAGCAGCCUUAGACAAUGGAAAACGUCAGUCUUUCAAUGCAAGGAGUCUGCAGAGCUGUUUGGCCUCUUUGCUGCGUGCUUCUGAUGUUUGGCUACUUAUCUGUGGGUUCCCCGCACCACGGCCGGCGGCUGAUCUGCUGGCAAGCCAUCCUGAACUGUAAAAACGAGCCCGAUUGCAACUACGCCUACGACCACUACGUCCUAGCCUGCGGGCCCGUGCUGAACGGGGGUAGGAAGAGGUGUCCCAGCCACUGCAUCUCCUCUCUCGUCCAGCUCAACAUGACCAAAAGUGGCCCGGCUUUGGAGGACUGCAGCUGCGGUGAAGACUUGAGGUGCGCACGCACCAAGCAGGCCAUCGAGCCUUGCCUCCCUAGGACUACCAGCACGGGCUGCACUGAAGCCCGGCUCCAGUGCGGGCGGGACGCGCAGUGCAAUUCGGCCAUGCAGGAGUACUUGCAUCACUGCGGGAAACUUUUUAACGGCGCGAUCUGCACGAACGCCUGCCGUAACGUGAUCGCAAACAUGCGUAAAAUCCCCAAGGGUCAGAAGCUGGAGACCUGCAUGUGCGACGGGACGGAGAGGGCCAUCUGUGAGUUCGUGAAGAGCAGCAUGAAGGCGCUGUGCUUCGACAAUCCAGACUUAUACAGGUACGAAGGCAGCGGGCCCGAUGACGAGGACGACGAUGACAUCUUGUACUCGGAGAGUACAACGGAACCGGAGAGCAAAGCCUCUCACCUGGCUGAGGGCCGCUGGGGAUUAACCCUGCUGGCAUCCAUUCUGGCUCUGUCGCCCCUCUUUUAAUCCUGGGGGUUUCUAUUGUCCUGAUAAAUAGGACAACUUUUGGCACUCAUUGACCUGCAAUAUCAAAAGCCAGACAAACUGAACUGACAUCUCUUCCCCAUCAUAAUGGAAUAUUCAUCUGCAAAUAGGAUGAAAAGGAUGUAAAAGAUGUGAGGUUCUACAGAUGCUUUGCUUAUGAGAUAAGCUAAACAGGAUUGCCAACUUUCUCCUGUCACAGACUCUGAUUGUAAACUUGUCUUAAUCAGCUGUGCACUGCCAAUCCUUCUCCUUAGUUUUAAAGUUUGAACUAUAUUUUUUUAUAUGACAAGGCAGUUGCCAUUUGGCAUCACUGAUACCUGAUUUACCAAUAUUUAAUGUAACUUGUAAAUAAGAUUAGGAGUAAAAGUGAAACAGUAAUUUAUUACAUGUCUCCAAAUAGCCAGUAUGUGUAUAAAGACUGGGAAAUCCAGCUUUAAAGGGAAGUUAUUUUGACUGAAAACGUUGUAAAUGUACUGUAAAUACAUGUAUAGCUGAUAUAAUUUGUUUUGCUCUUUGUUCAAAAGAAUCCUCUGUUUUAGGCUAUGAGAUGAUUUAUUCAUGAUGUAAAGUCUAGAUUAAAAACAAAUGUCUAAAUCCACUGUAUUAUUGCCUUAAUAAUAUCCCUUUUUUCCGAAGGCAUAAAGAAAACUUGAAGAUCA
Girardinichthys multiradiatus is the source of this 1968-nucleotide messenger RNA. RefSeq names its product growth arrest-specific 1a (gene gas1a). NCBI's taxonomy places the organism in Eukaryota, Metazoa, Chordata, Actinopteri, Cyprinodontiformes, Goodeidae. The transcript has a single exon. The record is from RefSeq and is a predicted model, not a curated record. The coding region runs from base 506 to 1291 and encodes 261 amino acids. Gene Ontology annotation, biological process: regulation of cell cycle.